UAUUCAGUGGCAGUCGGCGCGCAACCCUCUGCCGGGAAGGGCGCAUUCGACCCCGACGGGAUUCGGGAAUUUUAUACAUUGAACGCGGAGAAAAAAAAAAUAGGGAAGAGGCCAAUUAUUUCGAUAAUAAUAGAGCGAAGGGAGAGUUACGCAGUCGGUCCAUUUGGGGCACGACACUGAAGAGUCUCGGCCUUCGGAAGAGAUAGAAAAAAAAACAAUUCAAAGCGGGUUGCGUCUGGAAAGAAGAAUAGAAAAAAAAAACAAAAAACACGAAACACUCGUAUAUAUCAUGAAUUUUCAUUGCCAUAAAAACUGGUAAUUCUCGAGAGUUCGAGAAGAAGAGGAGAGAGUUUUUAUUUCCAUUUUUGGAUGGACGCUACGGGGACGUCCGCAACAGGAAACGCGGUGUUACCAACUUCCGCAUCUUUUAUUAACAAGAAUCUCCUGGAGUUGGAUCUCGAUUAUUUGGAGAGAAGAGGUGGCGAGGGAGUCCCGUCCGAAAAUGCAGACAGCGGUUCAAAAGAGGAGGAGAGUCCGGCGGACAGUUUGGACCGAGUGAAGGUGGUCUUCCUUGGUGCUCCGGGGGUCGGUAAAUCCAGCAUCGUCAGGCAAUUCGUCUGGAGCGAAUUCUCCGAGGAAUACAAACCGACGGAGCGGAGGGAGACUUUUUACCCGAGCGUAGUACUCGCGGAAAGACUCUACGAGUUAAAAAUAUCGGAUUUACCAGCGAUACCGUACUUCCCCGUCAGUUCUCACCUCGAAUGGACCGACUUUCGGUACUACGGGCUCAGAAGUGCCACCGCCUACGUUCUCGUCUUCGACCUCAGUAAUCAGGAUACUUUUCAGUACAUCAGAACACUUCGGGAGCAGAUAUACGAGGCGAGAGACAUGAGAGGAGUUCCACUUUUGGUCGUUGGAAACAAACAGGAUAAACUUUCGGCCACCGUAGCUUCCGGCACGAGGUACAGGGACAUCGUUAACUUGGUACGAAAGCACUGGAGAUGCGGGUAUGUCGAGUGCAGUGCCAAAUUCAACUGUCGAGUAGUUCAGGUAUUCAGAGAAUUGAUGAAAGGUAUCCAGGCGGUGGAAGGCCGCCCACCUUCGCCAUCGCCGACGCCGUCGCAACCGUUACGCGCUCAUCCCCAUAACUCUAACGAGAAAUGUAUUUUUCUUUGACAUUAGAAGAAUUAGUUCAACGAAUUGCAUGUCAAACAACGCGUACAAUCACGAUCUGAUAUUUACCUUGUGAAAUUGAAGGGAAAAACAAAAAAUGGCUCACACUCCGAUGCUGCAGUAUUAUUGAAUUCACUAACUCUUCCGUCGGCUCAAAAUUUUCAAUAUACAUAAUAAAAUACCAUGUAUACCCCUUUACAUAUAUACAUGUAUUUUUCGGAAUACGAAACGCGCCAAAUCUAUAUACAUACAAAGAAAAUCACUAAAAUUACAAUUACACGUUGUUACAUUAGCUAUCUGUAAAUUUCUGAGAAUUUUAUACAAUUGAAUUUUUUCAAAUUACUUUCGAAUUCCUUCGCAUAAGAUUCACGAAUUUUCAAAGAUAGCCGCUGAUGAAAAAAAAAAACUGAUAGUGUUUAAAAUAAGAAAAAUUAAAAAUCGAGAAAGAAUAAUUAUUGAAUGAUGUUACGACAAAUUAUUCAGUUUGAAAUUCACUGUUAUCUAUAUAUAAAAAAAAAAAAAACUCCUAUAUACCUACGUUUCUUAUGUAUAUUACAUACGAUUUUAUCACCAGUAUACUUAUACCUAUAUACUAAUACACCGUUACAUAUACCUGUAGGGGUAGAUCCGCUCAAGCAAUAGUUAUACCUAUAUAUAUUUUGUUAAUUUUGGAAAAAUUAAUCAUUAACUCUAAGCAAUCAGUAGAUAAAAACAAUACAAACAAAAGAAGAGAAAACAUAACUAUACAAUAAUUAUAAUAAUAAUAAUAGUAAUAAUUAUUACAGUAAUAAUGAUAUUAAUAAUAUGUGUUAUUGUUGUUUAUACAUAUGAAUGAUAUGUUUAUGUAACUUUAUAUAUACCCAUUGGAGUUCGCCACGAUGCAGGAAAAAUGGAAAGCCAGUGUAAAAUAAUACGUAAAAGUAUUACGCGGUAAUAUGCUGCAUAACUUUCGCACAAAAAAUGGAAAAAAAAAAAAAAUUUAAUAGAUCAACCAUUUUAGCUGAUAUAUAAUCUAUUACGAAAUUAGAAUAGAUAUUUGUGCUUGACAUGUAGAAAUUUUUGAUCGUUUGAAGUAAAACAGAGAACAGAAGAAAAAAAACGGAAAAAGAUGUUACACAUACAUUACGAUAAUAUAUGAGGUAGAAAUUUUGAAAUUUCUCCCUGCACGGUGGCGAAAAUUUAGUGCGAGGAAUGAAAAUGCGUUUGUAAUUGGAAAAGCCAUAUGUAUGUAUAUAUAUACGUAUAUAUGUAUAAUAUGUGUGUAUUAUAUGUAUAUACAUUCUGUUGUUGUUUGAUUAAUAAAAAAAUAAACCAAGAAAAAAAAAA
Messenger RNA from Athalia rosae (coleseed sawfly), 2499 nucleotides. Its product is annotated as ras-like protein family member 10B. The transcript is spliced from 5 exons. Bases 370 to 1176 code for a protein of 268 amino acids. The record is from RefSeq and is a predicted model, not a curated record. Gene Ontology annotation, molecular function: GTPase activity; GTP binding. NCBI's taxonomy places the organism in Eukaryota, Metazoa, Arthropoda, Insecta, Hymenoptera, Athaliidae.